Messenger RNA from Oncorhynchus masou masou (cherry salmon), 5754 nucleotides. RefSeq names its product DNA (cytosine-5)-methyltransferase 3A-like. Gene Ontology annotation, molecular function: methyltransferase activity. Gene Ontology annotation, biological process: negative regulation of DNA-templated transcription. The transcript has 23 exons. Lineage: Eukaryota; Metazoa; Chordata; Actinopteri; Salmoniformes; Salmonidae. Gene Ontology annotation, cellular component: nucleus; cytoplasm. Bases 210 to 3209 code for a protein of 999 amino acids. The record is from RefSeq and is a predicted model, not a curated record.
CCGGCUGGGGAGGUGGAGGACGGGGAGAGAAGAAGAAGGAGUAUCCGGGAGCAAGAGAAAACAAAAAGGGUCAGGCCUGGGACUUGGCAAAACGGGGGAGGAUCAUCGAUCACCAUUUUUUUUUUGUUCCAUUUAUUUUAUUCAUCCAAUUUUGAAGCUUCUUCUGAUUUCCGUUAAGAAUAUCAUCCACACGAUUUGCACUCUUAGCGAUGCCGUCCAACACUGUUGCCACCGCCAACACCGCUGCGUUCAAAAACUCUGACUACACCUGUGAUGCACCUGGGAACAGAAUGAGCGAGAGCACGAGACUGGACAAGGAGACGGCACCAGAGGAGAAGACAGCUAAAAGCAACACCAGCUGUAAAGUGGUCAGGCCUGCUGGGAGGAAACGCAAGCUGAUACCUGUGGAGGGCAGUGUGUCUGUGAAGGAGACUGUGGUCGGAGGUGGGUGCAACAGUCGCACCGGGCUGGCAGCGGAGAGAGAGAGACAGUCUGUGUCUGUGGCGCAGGUGCACAAUGGAGUCGUGAGCAGCGGGCACGCAGACAGAGACAGAACCCAGGCUGGUGCCCGCUGCUGCCCCAAGCAGGACAGGAAAGCUUCAGAGAAGAACGGGUUACCAGGCGCCCCUGGUACCCCCAGUGCCCCUGCCAGCCGGGCUGAGGACGCCCCCCCCGAAACCCACACCCUCCUAUGUCAGAGCCGGAGCCUGAGUCCCCCCUCCCUGGAGAACGGGUUUCUACUGAGCCGGGAGCCGAGCCGGGACGAGCAGGACGACUCUGAAAAGGACAAAGAGGAGAGUCUGCCAACUCCGCCGCGCAAGAAACGAGGCAGGCGGAAACUGGAGCGUCCAACGAAAUAUGUGGAGCAGAAGGAGGAGGAGGGAGUGGAUGCAAUCAAGAAUGAGGGAGUUGGAGGCCCUGGGACAGGCAGGCUGCGUGGCUCCGUCAGUCUGCGUCAGAGGCCCAUUCCCAGAGUAACCUUCCAGGCCGGGGACCCAUAUUACAUUAGCAAGAGGACCAGGGAGGAGUGGCUGGCUAAAUGGAAGAUGGAGGCAGAGAAAAAGGCCCUGCUGGUGUCAGUGAUGAACGCAAUGGAGGACCAUGAGGAGAUGGAGCCUGAGCCACAACAGAAAGAAGAAGUGUCAGUAAUCACACACAACCAACAACAGCAGCAACAACAACAACAACAACAGCAGCCCACGGACCCAGCAUCCCCGACGGUGGCCACCACACCUGAACCUGUCGCCAUGGCAGGAGGUGACACGACAUCACCCAAGACAGCUGAUACUGAGCCUGAGUACGAGGACGGGCGUGGUUUCAGCAUUGGGGAGCUGGUGUGGGGGAAGCUGAGGGGGUUCUCCUGGUGGCCUGGUCGUAUUGUCUCCUGGUGGAUGACCGGACGCAGCCGAGCUGCCGAGGGGACACGAUGGGUCAUGUGGUUCGGCGAUGGAAAAUUCUCUGUGGUGUGUGUAGAGAAACUGUUGCCUUUGAGUUCCUUCUCCAACGCCUUCCACCAGCCCACCUACAGCAAGCAGCCCAUGUAUAAGAAAGCCAUCUAUGAGGUGCUUCAGGUGGCCAGCACCCGAGCAGGCAAAGCCUUUAUAGCCUGUCCGGAGAGCGAUGAGACGGACACCUCCAAGUCAGUGGAUCUACAGAGCAAACAGAUGAUAGAGUGGGCUAAGACAGGCUUCCAACCCACCGGGCCCAAGGGCCUAGAGCCACCAGAAGAGGAGCGUAACCCAUAUAAGGAGGUGUACCCUGACGUGUGGGUGGAGCCAGAGGCGGCAGCCUACACACCCCCUCCAGCCAAAAAGCCUCGCAAAAGCACUGCAGCCGAGAAACCCAAGGUCAAGGAGAUGAUUGACGAGGGGACGAGAGAGAGACUUGUGUAUGAAGUGAGGCAGAAAUGCAGAAGCAUAGAAGACAUCUGCAUCUCCUGUGGAAGUUUGAAUGUUUCCCGUGAACACCCUCUGUUUGCUGGAGGAAUGUGCCAGAGCUGUAAGAACUGCUUUCUAGAAUGUGCAUAUCAGUAUGAUGAUGAUGGUUACCAGUCAUACUGCACUAUUUGCUGUGGGGGACGAGAGGUGCUCAUGUGCGGGAACAACAACUGCUGCAGGUGUUUCUGUGUGGAGUGUGUGGACCUGCUGGUGGGCCCAGGUGCAGCACAGAUAGCUAUUAAAGAGGAUCCCUGGAGCUGCUACAUGUGUGAGAAGGGACAGAAGGGAGUGUUCGGCCUGCUGGAGCGUCGCACUGACUGGCCCUGUCGUCUACAGCACUUCUUCGCUAAUAACCAUGACCAGGAUUUUGAACCACCAAAGCUUUACCCUCCAGUCAUGGCAGAGAAGAGACAACCCAUUCGUGUCCUGUCACUGUUCGAUGGCAUAGCAACAGGUCUGCUGGUGCUGAAGGAGCUGGGUAUCCAGGUGGAGCGCUAUGUGGCGUCGGAGGUGUGCGAGGACUCCGUCACGGUGGGCAUCGUCAGGCAUCAGGGACGCAUCAUGUACGUGGGCGACGUGAGGAACGUCACACGCAAGCAUUUACACGAGUGGGGCCCCUUUGACUUAGUGAUUGGUGGAAGUCCAUGUAACGACCUCUCUAUUGUCAACCCGGCUAGGAAGGGUCUUUAUGAGGGCACUGGUCGGCUGUUCUUUGAGUUCUACCGUCUGCUGCACGAGGCUCGGCCCAAAGAGGGCGACAACCGGCCGUUCUUCUGGCUCUUUGAGAAUGUGGUGGCCAUGGGUGUCAGCGACAAGAGGGACAUCUCUCGCUUUCUAGAGUGUAACCCGGUGAUGAUCGAUGCCAAGGAGGUGUCUGCUGCUCACCGCGCCCGCUACUUCUGGGGGAACCUGCCUGGCAUGAACAGGUUGGUGAGAGAACGGCCCUUGACUGCCAUGUGCACUGACAGACUGGACCUUCAGGAGUGUUUGGAGCAUGGCAGAACAGCGAAGUUUGGCAAAGUGAGGACCAUCACCACUCGCUCUAAUUCCAUUAAGCAGGGUAAAGACCAGCACUUCCCUGUCUUCAUGAACGAGAAGGAGGACAUUCUCUGGUGCACUGAGAUGGAGAGGGUGUUUGGCUUCCCUGUCCAUUACACAGACGUGUCCAACAUGAGUCGGCUGGCCAGACAAAGGCUUCUGGGAAGGUCGUGGAGUGUACCGGUCAUCCGUCACUUGUUUGCACCACUCAAAGAGUACUUUGCCUGUGUUUAACAAGACUUGGCUUAGAAACCAUCACAAACAUAUAACUGUUGUUGUAACUAGAAACAAGAGUUGUGGUGAAAUUAUACUACUUCCUGGUAUCAUUUCUCAGGCAAGCAAAACAUCAUCAGAGUAGAUAUUUCACAUUAUUUCUUGUAUUUUGAAAUGUACUUCUUAUUCUAUUUAAUUUGUAUAUGUCAUUUGACCUUUUUAGCAGUGUUAUCCAGUAUUUUUUUUUUAUUGAUUUAUUUGUGCAAGCUAUACUUGAGACAAGGCUUUCUUCUCAAGGCACUGAGGAAGAAGAAACUAGGAUCUGUGUGAUUUUUUUAAAUUUUUAAUUUUUUUUAAAAUAAAGACUAGGAUUGGGUGAUUGGAAAAGAUCAGAAAGAUAAGAGUUUUUCAUACUGUGUGUACAGUAUGUAUGUGAAUGAUUUUGGCUGUGUAGGCAUGAUUUUGUUUUGGCCUAUAUCUGAAGUGGACGAAGCAAUCCAUCUCCUAAGCCUUGCAGAGCUAAAGUGAAUAAGGGUGAUUUUCUUCAGUGUCACAGAAAGCUGUCUUAAUGAAUCCAAAACACCAGAUCACAUAUACCUCUUUGUUUACAGUUUAUAUACACAGUUAACUGAAGGUUAAGGUACUACUGUAAAAUGGUUACAAUACCAUGGUGCUUCGAGACAAUAGGAAACAUCACAAUCCAUGUGGCACAGGCACUACACUUUAGACAUCUUUUUCAGUGUGACGUUUCAGUGUGAUAGACGUUAUGUGCUAUCUUAAUAACUUUAAAUUACUUCAAAGUGGCGAUAAAAUAGGGCGUGGUGGCAGAAGACUGCAGAAUAGCAUGCCAUAUUCUCCUCUUUCCUAUGCUUUACAGCUUUUUUUAAACAAACAAUUGUACUGGUGCUUUUUCAAUCAUUUUUCAAGCCUUGCGACACGCAAACUCAGGCCCCCGUGCCUGCCUGUGUCCGACUCUGCACAAACACAAAAUGAAGCUAGCCACAUGGGCAGUGAUGUUUUCUGUAGUUACAAAAACAAACAAAAAUAUUGAUCAAGGUCUGUGGUGAACUACUUUUUUUGUAGUUUUAUCCUGACCCAUGUCAUUACUGUACUGUUAGUGAGCAUGGUCGGUGGACUGGAGGGAGUGUGGGUGCCCUGGUGUUUCCACAACCAAGUAAAGACUCUCCCUUCCCUUCUCACCCCUGCAAACUAGAUAGUAGAUACUGUCAGGUGCAAGUCUUCAAACAAUAUGGUGCGGCUUCACAAUGCUCUUCUACCGUUUUAUAGCAAUUUUGUGCUGUUUUACCAACAUUAUAAAGCACUUUUUAUAUGUAUACUUCUUUUUUUUCCUUUAGUAUUAGAAACAUUUCUUGUUUUUUUUCUUGUGAAAUGUUUGUUUUGUUUUUAUGAGGUGAACUGUUUUACCAUUGUGUAAUACAGUAUGUUUUCUAUACCGUAGGGCUGUGCCAAUAGAGGUGAAAUAAUGGAUUAUUAGAAUGGCGUAUCCAUGGAAACGAUUGAAUUAUUGAUUGCUACUCAAUGUACAGUAGAUUAAUUGAAAAUGAUUAAUGUGCUCCGUUAACAUAUUGUCUUCUGUUCAAAGCAGUAAUUCAGUGUCAUCCUCCGGGUGAAAAAGAAUGUGUCUAUUUCUAUUACGAUUGUAGGAUUUAGAUCCAGAAUAUUUUGAGAGUCGAAGGAGAGAGAGAGCUAUUCAAACGAUUAUUACCCAAACUUGGAUUACAUUCCAGAUCUGCAUUUUCUGAUGAUCUGAAUUAUUAUGACCUUGAAUGUGGAAGAUUUGGAAAUGAGUUUGUCAGAACUGAAAAUUGAACAGUGGCCCCCCAAAAAAGAGAGCAGAGAUUAUGACUUACCAAUGUCCCAACUAAAAUAUUCAAUAUGACUUAAUUUCAUAAAUGUAGUUUCAUACAUGAUUAAGUUCUUAAGUGACCUUACUGUAUCCUUGCCACCGUUUUAGUUGAGCUUCACACAUUGGGUUCGCAGGAAUUCUUGUGCGUUGUGUUGACAUUAAUUCCCCUUCUGUAUAGCAAAUGACCAUAUGUACAUUUUGUACAUAGAGUUUUCCUGUUGCUGGUUUUGGUUUGUCUUUCUCUUUUUUUAUUACCUAUGAGAUGUACAAAUAUAAUUCUUUGCUAAUAUAUAUCAUGGAAUUGGACGGAAAAAAAAGAUUAGGGCAAAAAAAAUGUAAUCAAGUCAAAUUGAACCAAUUUCAUCCAAAUAAGCUAUGAAACAUUAGAGCUGGGUAGACUCCAAGUCUUGCCUUCUAGUACUGUUCAUUUGUUUUGUUUUCCAAUGUUCUGAGUGAAUCCAGUUGAAAUGUGUCACGUGAUCUUAACAGUAGCCUAAUAAUGACAGCUUUAAGGUGGAACGGUCUAUACUUCACUGCACAGCCCUACAUAAUGUUGGUUGUUGUUUUUUUCUGUCGCUUUUGUUUCUUUAAAGAACUAUAAAGAGGGAUUGUAGGUGUUUCUGACGGUGCUAAAAAUUUUAUCUAAUCAAGAAAAAAUAUAUUUGUUUGGAAGAGAAAUAAAACUUGUCUUGACAAUGA